AUGAACAAGUCGGAGGACCAAAUAGAGGAGAUCAUAGAGGAUGUCAUGCAAAACUACCAAGCAUGGCACGUAGGAACAAGGAGCUAUGAUUGCAAGAGCAAAGGUGAGGAUGGUAAAGGGUCUAUCUAUGCAAUUGAGCAAGCGGGCAUCAUUGAGAAGCUUAGCUCAAGGUUAGAAAAGCUCGAGAGCACUCCAAGUCAACCUCCAUCACCAUCCACAAUUCCUCCACCAUCGGCUACUCUUCUCACUAAGGGGAAGAGCAAGGUGAGUUCCUACAACACUAUGCCAUUAGAUACAUCCUUUUGUGAAAAUUGUCAUGAGUAUGGGCAUUUCCCUAAUAUGUGUCCUUUAGCGCAUAAUGUUUCAUAUGUGGAUUAUGGCCCUUCUUAUGAAGGUGAUGUUGAUGUGGAAUAUGCCAAUGCUAUGAAUGAGAGGCCUAGAUAUGAUGGCCCCCCGAAUCAAACCUUUAAUAGGCAAGCACCUAGAGGCCCUCCUAUGCAUGGAUCCUACCAAGGCUUCGGCCAAGGAGGUGAGUAUGAUAGUCAAGGCCGAGGUAACUAUAGGGCGCAAGGCUAUCAAGGCCAAGCACCCUAUGGUCAAUCUCACGGUCUUGGAAAUCAAACCCAAUACAAUCAAGGUAGUUAUAACCCUAACCAUCAAGGUGGAGGGGGGUACAACUAUCCUUAUGGGCAAUAUAGGGGUGCUUCUAGCGGGGGCUAUCCGUCGAACCCGGGAGGACAAUAUGGUGUUUCUCAAUUUCCUCCUCCCGGAUUCAAUGGGCCAAGGACCUAUGGAAAUUAA
This is a messenger RNA of Spinacia oleracea (spinach), 801 nucleotides long. RefSeq lists its product as uncharacterized. Lineage: Eukaryota; Viridiplantae; Streptophyta; Magnoliopsida; Caryophyllales; Amaranthaceae. Bases 1 to 801 code for a protein of 266 amino acids. The transcript has a single exon. The record is from RefSeq and is a predicted model, not a curated record. Gene Ontology annotation, molecular function: nucleic acid binding; zinc ion binding.